AUGGAUUUGCUGAUUAGGAAGCGAAACGUAGCCUUUGAAAGGCUGAAGAUGGAACAUGUGAGUGCGAAGCAUCUAGUGGAACGGGAACCGGCGGCGUUCGAAGUGCACGAUCGCCUGCGAAAGCUAGCGGAAAUGCAGGAACAUUUUGACAGGAUUCAAACGGAAAUCGAAGAAGCAGUUCCGGUAGGCGAACUAUUGUCGACGCUUAAUGUUCGGUUGGAUUACGAGCGUCUCUUUUACACUACGAAAGGGAUUGUGAUGCAGCUGCUACAGCAACCAGAAAAAUUGACGGUAGUGACGCCGGGAUCGCAAGCGGAAGCUUCAUCAUCGGCUAACGAAUCAGGUGUACAGUCACGACAGCAGCCGGCUGGGCCAAUUGACACGCAAUUACCUACGUACAGUUUGCCUAUAUUUAACGGGGAUAGGACACAAUGGGCUUCGUUUAAGGAUUUAUUUGUCAGCAGUGUAGAUAGUAAAAAUCUGACCAACGCUCUCAAGCCGCAACUUCUGAUGUCUCACCUGGAAGGACAAGCAAGAAGCUUGGCGAGUAAUUUUUCGAUAACCGAUGCAAAUUACAAGCAGGUAUGGGAUACGCUGAUGGAACACUUCGAUAAACCGAAGUUCGCGGUUGCUGCUCUCUUUCAAGAAUUUUGUGAGCAACCAGUACUAAAAGUAAUGAAUCUUACAAGCCUUCGCAAGCUGGUGUCGACAUCAGAUGAAGUGGCACGUCAGUUGCAGGCACUGGGGCCGUCAUGCGAAACCAGAGAUCCAUGGCUGAUUUACAUUCUACUUAAGAAAAUGGACGAUAGCUUACGUUCCCAAUGGGCACAGCAUAUUGUGGAUAACGACGAUCUAAAAUUCGACGAAUUGCUCAAGUUCCUUAAGAGAAAGUGUGAAGCAUUUGAAACUUGUGCAGCAUUUGGCGGAAGGCAAGUAGACUGCCAAAAAGGACCUGAGAAUCGGAAAUAUCAAGCAAUGAAAAGGGAAUUCAACACAUUCAACAUAGUGCAGCAACAGGUGUGUCCGGUUUGCUCAGAAGAUUAUUAA
Sabethes cyaneus is the source of this 1047-nucleotide messenger RNA. RefSeq lists its product as uncharacterized. The coding region runs from base 1 to 1047 and encodes 348 amino acids. The record is from RefSeq and is a predicted model, not a curated record. The transcript has 2 exons. NCBI's taxonomy places the organism in Eukaryota, Metazoa, Arthropoda, Insecta, Diptera, Culicidae.